This is a messenger RNA of Heteronotia binoei (common prickly gecko), 1690 nucleotides long. RefSeq names its product H-2 class II histocompatibility antigen, E-S beta chain-like. Gene Ontology annotation, cellular component: MHC class II protein complex; membrane. Gene Ontology annotation, molecular function: MHC class II protein complex binding. Gene Ontology annotation, biological process: immunoglobulin production involved in immunoglobulin-mediated immune response; positive regulation of T cell activation; immune response. The transcript is spliced from 6 exons. The record is from RefSeq and is a predicted model, not a curated record. Lineage: Eukaryota; Metazoa; Chordata; Lepidosauria; Squamata; Gekkonidae. The coding region runs from base 44 to 850 and encodes 268 amino acids.
AGUUUGCAACCAAAGCUGCCAGUGGGGUUUCCGUGGGGCAGCCAUGGGGCACGGCCUGAUCCUGCUGGGGAUGCUGCUGGUGGCGCUGGGGCCACCCCUGGGGGCCCUCGGAUCAGAGAGGAGACUCCGCACGCCCCCCCCCCAUUUCCUGCACCAGGGGAAGGCCGAGUGCCGCUUCGCCAACGGGAGCGCAGGGGAGGUGCGCUACCUGUACAGGCUCAUCUACGGGCGGCAGGAGUACUUGCGCUUCGACAGCCGCCGCGGCUGGUACGAGGCGGUCACCGAGCUGGGCGAGCCCACAGCCCGAUGUUGGAACAGCCAGAAGGACGCGAUGGAGUACAAAAGGGCCUCGGUGGACUUCUUCUGCCGCCACAACUACGAGGGGUUCGCGAAAGAGCUCGUCAUCAACAGGACAGCUGAGCCCCUGGUGAGGAUCUCGCCCACCAAGGGAGACCCCCUGGCCCACCACACUCUCCUGAUCUGCACCGCGGCAGGAUAUUAUCCCCCUGGGAUUGACAUCAAGUGGCUGAAGAACGGGCAGGAGCAGACACAGGGGGUGGGAUACGAUGAUGAGAUCCAGAACGCAGACUGGACCUUCCAGUACCAGGUGAUGCUGGAGACGGUGCCUCAGCGGGGAGACGUCUACGCCUGCCAGGUGGAGCACAAAAGUGUGAAGGAACCCAUCUCCGUGCAGUGGGAGCCACAGACGUCGGACUCUGCCAAGAGCAAGGUGUGGACGGGGGCCGUGGGGGCCGUUCUGGGGCUGGCCUUUGUGGCCGUGGGGCUUUAUCUGUACCUGAAGAGCAGGAAAGCGACUCCCCUGCCGCCCCCCACAGGGCUCCUCGGUUAACCCUUCCUGCCCCAGGAUCCUGCUGGCUGGAAAAACCUUUCCUACAACCAAGGCCCUCUUUCCUUUCCGCGGAGGAAGCAAAAUGCAUGGAGAAGAGGACUUCUUCCACCCAGCACUGUUCCCCCAAGCUGGCUUGUUCCGUGUUUCUCUGUUACCACGUGUGGGCAGGGAAUCCUCCUGCUAGGGAGUGUGUGUGUGAGACUGUCCCCUCCUUCCUUCCCAGACAGGGGUGCCAACUCCACCCUCGGAUAUUCCUGGGUCUUUGGGGGUGGAUCCUGGGGUGAGUGGAGUUUGGGGAGGAGGGCAGAGCCACUUCAGCAGGACUGAAUGACAUCAAGGUGACCCUCUAAAACAGCCAUUUCCUGCAGGGGGGGCUGGUUUCUGUACUGUGGAUAUCAGUGGUCAUUCCAAGGGAUCUCCAGGCACCACCUGGAGGUUGGCAACCCUCUGUAAACAGCUGCAGAAAUGGGGUGGCCUUCUUCCCACCAGCUGGAAGGCAGGGCUGUGGGGCUGCUGUGGGGCCUUCUCUUUGGGCAAAGGGCUCUUUGUCUUCAGCCUUCAUGCGGAUUUCUCAACCAUCUCACCUGAAGCAGGGUCUGCAUAUGUGGCUCAAUUCCUCUUUUCCUUUCUUUGGGCCAGGCUGCCGCUCAGAUUCCUGCCCUCCUCUCUCGGGAGUCGCUAAGGGCUCCAAAUCCAGCCAGGUCAUUCCUAAAGAGGGGCUGAGAGCGGGUGUGCAAAAUGGAUCAGUGCUUUGUCAAUCUGUAGUUUCCAGAUUUCCUCUUGCUCCUUAACCUGGGCUCACUUUUAUUGGAAGGACCGUCUAAUAAACAUUAGAACAAA